Pecten maximus is the source of this 1753-nucleotide messenger RNA. RefSeq lists its product as uncharacterized. The transcript has 4 exons. NCBI's taxonomy places the organism in Eukaryota, Metazoa, Mollusca, Bivalvia, Pectinida, Pectinidae. The record is from RefSeq and is a predicted model, not a curated record. Bases 356 to 1723 code for a protein of 455 amino acids.
CCGUGUUUCCCGCCGUCCAUGUUACGCCACUUCAGAAUGUUUCGAUGCGCAAAAGAAAUAUUUAAGUGAUAAAUAUAUUAUUUUUGCAGGAAAUAAACUUAUUUGAAUAUUAUUUUGAAAUAUCUAAGCAAAAACUUGAGUUUUAGGUAGUAUUUACGCCGUUCUAAACCUUUGAAGCGAAGGAUAUAUUUAGAUCUUAGGGUUUCCCCUGACUUUACAAACAUGUGCAUACGUCACACACUUUGACAGGAAGUAAACAGACAGAAUACAUUGAAUAGUUGUCGUCUGCCGAAAGUAUUCCUAGUGCUUCGGAAAGUGUUUGGUGCAAAACUAGUUCUACGAUGUAUUUGUAAGCAUGUCUUAUUUGCCGGUUGAUUUUCGCACCAUCGGUAUAGCCGAUGAUUCGACCUUAGAACUGCAAAUCAACGAGGAACUCAGCGAUUUUUUCCCUCCACCUUCAUCACCGCCAUCUGUGUUAACAAAUUCUUCCGAAAUAGGUCUACGUUCUGAAGAUUUAGAUGAUUCAGACAAUGAUAUUGAAGAAAAGGAUGAGGUAGGUGAGAAUGAUAUUCUUGGAAGUCCUGUCAUACAAAGUAGGAUAAGAGAUUUUAUUCGUUGCGAUAGCGAAAGUGAAAACGAAAGCGAAAGUGAAGAGGUUGAAACUUGCAGCUGUUUUGAUGUAAACACGGACUUGAUCAGCAGUGUUGAUGAAAGGAAGUCGAAAAAUAAGUGUCAAUGUUUACGUCAGUUUCGUUCCAAUGACGUUGUAGAAAAUCGAAUAAACGUAUCUGCAAUGGACAGUGAAACGCGUGAUGUGUUGAUAAUGGGUCAACUUCAGGCUUGUGGGACUAGCAAAGGUGAAGUGACCAAGCAGGGAAAAGACAGAAAAAGACAUAAAUUUGACUAUCAAUUUAUGAAUUCACCUGUGUGCAAAGAUUGUUUUCUGUUUGUCAACAACAUUGGCGACAAACUAUUAAAAAACAUUAGAAAGCAUUUGUACAAAGAAGGAGCAGUGCCCAGAGUCCAUGGAAACACCAACAGGACACCCAAACAUGCUGUCAAUUAUAAUGAUGCUCAGCAGGUUGUGAAAUUUAUCACAAGGUUUGCAGAUCAAUUUGGUCUACCUCAGCCAGCUGCACCUAGGGGUCGAGAUGACAUUCCCCCAGUUUACCUUCCUGGAAAAGAAAGCUACAAGACUGUCCACCAGCAAUAUGCAGAAGCAUAUGGUUCUAAAGAUGACAAUCGAGUCCUAUCAGAAACUACAUUUCGAAGGAUUUGGCACAGAGUUGUUCACCACGUGAAGUUUAUGACUCCACGCACGGAUGUAUGCCAUAAGUGUGAACAAUUUCGGGAUUUAAUCCAACAGUCAAGAACAGAGGAGGAAAAGUUGUCAGCUACUGAGGCAUUCAGUGACCACAUCAAGUCAGCCCAGAGAGAAAGAGAUCACUACAGGAGUGUAUGUGCUGCAGCCAAAGAGGAACUUGAUGGUCAACCAAGAUCAGAGAGUCCUGUCACACCUUGUUCAAAGGAUUUGAAGAAUGUUCAUUACACAUUUGACUUUGCACAGAGUGUUCUUCUUCCGACACAUUGUAGACAAGAAGGGGCUCUUUAUUUUUUGUCUCCUUUUAAAGUGAACUUAUUUGGUAUUUGCAAUGAUGGAAGGACAUUGCAACAUAACUAUGUGUUCGGGGAAUCCCAAAGUAUUGGUGAGGAUGGGCAGUAGAGCCAUUCUGCAAAUUCUGUUGUGUCCAUG